AAUCGCGGCACAGGCGAAGAGGAAUCGCCGAGUAAAGCGGGGGUGGCUGGAUCACGCUAGGAAAUUUCCUAAGCGUGGAGAAAGAUAUGCAGAUCGAGUUUUCUCGACGUUCAAUUUCGAGCUUACCUGCGUGUCCCAUUGAUGACGUUCUCGUACCACGCAUACCGUGGUUAAGUGAAAGAAAAGGGGGGGCAGAUGGAGAAAAAAAUGCAGUAGAACUCAAAAAAAGCAUGCGGCAGCACGGGUGCCAGGCGCCCGAGACGAGGGACAAUGGCCACACCCCGGCAGUCCGUUGCAGCUUUCUCCUGCAACCGACGGGCAUAACAAAGGUGGAGGAUAAAGCGGUUACGGGCUAUUCCGCACCGUGGUAUACGUAGCACGCACCUACUAUGUGCGUGCACACCUCGCCUCCUCUGCGGGGUUUUUACACAUAUUCGUGUAUGCUGUAGAAUUAUUCGUAUUCCGGGUAUCGCGGCUUGCACCGCUGCGCUAUUGCACGAGCUGCUGUAGUCAGGUGUAUCGCAUGAGAUUGAGAAGAAAUUCGAACACGGAAUCCGCCGCAACGAAACCCGUACAACGAAUUCGCGGAUAUAAUUCAUGGUGCAGAUUCACGCGACGUAUUCUGAGCUGGUUUCACUUUACCGUGGAAAGGCGAGUAGCGAAACUAUUACACGGUCGCGGUUCAUCAAUGUUGAAAAGCUCCGUGGUAAUAAAACCUGCGGGACACGGCUUGAUGUCAACUUAUAUCUACAGGCACCAGGGUUAAGGGACCAUCCUGCGGCAGGAUGUACGGAGAACAAGGAAUUCCAGCUGCUGAUCGUCCUGCAGUUUGCGUCAACGGGUUUUGGAAGCAGUCGUAUAGCUGCGGGCGAAUCGACGACCCUCGGGGAAUUCUCCUUCAUUCUAUCUCUGGGACUGACCUCCUGGGCAAACGUUUACCAUUUGCACUACUGCGCCGGAUUCGUUGUCACUGAAAGCUGGGUUAUCACUGCUGCCCAUUGUGUCGAGGACGCCGUUCAAGAUGUGGGACGCUACUAUUGGCUGGCUGGGACAAACAAUUUGCGCCAAGGAGGCACCCAGUACUUCAUCGGUCAGAUCGUCAUUCAUCCCGAUUACGCCCCGGAUGAUUCUCUGAUACACGACGUCGCCUUGGUCAAGGUGAGAAGUCCGUUUGAAUUUUCAAAUACAAUUCAGCCAAUCGGGCUAGCGAGGUCAAGUGCUGAGUCUACAUCAGGGACUCGCGGUGUUGUCGUCGGAUGGGGUGAAGUUUCGCAGACGGUGAUACAACCCGAUGUUUUGCGAAGCGCCGAAGUUACGAUCAUCGACGGAGAUCUCUGCCGCGAAAUAUACGCACCUUGGCACCUGACCAUUCACGAGGAAUAUCAAUUCUGCGCUUUAUCUACCAACGACGAAGCGAAAACAGAGGCGAGGACCGAUUCUCAAAUGAAACUUGAUCGUAGGGCAUGCCGCGGAGACGAAGGAGGGCCCUUCUUUUAUAGGGACCUUCACCCUUCGUUCGCCGUGGACACUGCCAUGGGAUUCGUGUCGUGGACCUAUGGCUGCACGCCCUCAGGCUAUCCGGCUGUAUACGUAAAAAUAUCCCCCUACUUGGAAUGGAUACGUGAAAUUACGGCCUCGUGGAUAUAAUGUAUAAGUUUUGUUAUUUAUGUUGAUAUAAUGUAUAAGCAUUGUUUAUUUAUGAUGUUAAACCAUGUGAUUAAAUUGUUUUUCAUCACAUUACGCGAUCGAUCCUUAGCGUUUGAUGAUUAUCAC
Messenger RNA from Neodiprion virginianus, 1773 nucleotides. RefSeq names its product trypsin-like. Gene Ontology annotation, biological process: proteolysis. The transcript is spliced from 6 exons. The coding region runs from base 598 to 1647 and encodes 349 amino acids. Lineage: Eukaryota; Metazoa; Arthropoda; Insecta; Hymenoptera; Diprionidae. Gene Ontology annotation, molecular function: serine-type endopeptidase activity. The record is from RefSeq and is a predicted model, not a curated record.